UUUUUUGUUGGCACGCCAUCGCUCGUUUGCCCACUCGCACAAUAAGAUAUAAGUGAGCGAUAAUGAGCGAAUGCACAACAACGCUAGGGCUGCCAGGGCACGCGAGCGGCACGCCGCUUGCCAAUGGCGCCGGCGCAGCAGACCCAGCUGAGCUUGCGGAGGAAGACUCGUCGCAACCUGGGGACUCUUCGUCGCUAGAUGACGAGGAGCCGUCCACCUCGGGACGGGGCGAUGCGGGGGUCAGUGGUGCGGACAGCGGGCCAGGCCACAAGGGCAAGCGGGAUGAGGCGUGGAAGGCCAAGCGGGACGAGGCAUGGGAGGCGCGGCGCCGCUUUAACAACCUGAGGCGGAGAGAGAAGUUUGCGGCCAAGAAGAAAGCCAAGGCUGCAGCCGCCAGGGAGGAGGAGGAGGCGCUGUUAGCAGCGAUGACGCCCGAGGAGGUAGAGCAGUGGCGGGCGGCCAGGGAGGUCGCCAAGGCGGAGCGGGCGGCGGCGUACGCCGAGCAGGCGGCGCGGGUGGAGGCGGCGCUGGCCAAUGGCGGGCCGGGCUCGGGGCCGGAUGUGGCGCUGCGGGUAGUGGUGGACUGCUCCUUCGCGCCCAGCGCGCCGCCCAAGGAGAUGCGGAGCCUGGUAAAGCAGCUGGAAAACGCAAACAUGAUCAACAAGUCCUUCCCCAAGCCCGCCUGCCUCACCGUCACUAACUGGCUCGAGCCGCUGGCGUCAGUGGCAGCCACUGCGGGCGCCAACGGCUGGCGGGUGGUGAAGCUGGAGCAGGGGCCGGCGGCGGCCUUCGGACCCGACCGGGUGGUGGUCCUCAGUCCGGACGCUGAGGAGCCGCUGGAGGCGGUGGACACGGCACACGUGUAUGUGGUGGGGGGCAUUGUGGACCGCACAGUGCGCAAGGGCCUCACCGUCAAGUUCGCGGAGACCGAGCGCGUGGCGUGCCGGCGGCUGCCCAUCCGUGAGAACGCGGAGCAGCUGGGUCUGGGCAAGGGCGUCACGAAGAACCCUGUGUUGAACAUCGACGACGUGGUGCGGGCGCUGCUCGUGUUCCACGACACGGGCGACUGGGUGAAGGCCCUGGAUGUCGCCAUCCCACUGCGCAAGCGCAAGCCGCAGACCAUGGGCUUCACGCCGCCCGUGUCCCGCGGCGCCACACCCGGGGCCGAGGCGGAGGCGGAGGUGGAGGUGGAGGCGGAGAUGGGAGCCGCGGCUGUGGACGUUGCAGGGCAACAGGAGGUGCUGCAAGGAGAGCAGCAGGCGGUGGUGGCAGACGCGGGGAGAGCGUAGCGUGGGCGGUGGGAAAGAUGAGAAGGGGUCCGCGGGUCGGAACCGGACCAACCGAACUGGAAAACCAGACGCAAGGUCGACCUCGGCGUUCUUUACUAGGUUUUUGUUGCGAGGGACCAAUCAAGAGUGUGACAUAUUGAGGGUGAUGCUCUGUUUAGCCUUAUCCCUCGAUCGUUCGUUGUCAGCGUGUAGGCUCGCUGAGGCUGAGGUUGCCUGAACGAGGACUCGAUACGGUGCAUGCUUAGGAGCGGUGCCGGGUUUCUACCAUAAACUG
Molecule: messenger RNA, 1563 nt
Organism: Chlamydomonas reinhardtii
Lineage: Eukaryota; Viridiplantae; Chlorophyta; Chlorophyceae; Chlamydomonadales; Chlamydomonadaceae
Exons: 8
Coding region: 63-1289 (408 amino acids)
Biological process (GO): tRNA N1-guanine methylation
Cellular component (GO): nucleus
Molecular function (GO): tRNA binding
Source: RefSeq, a predicted model, not a curated record